CAAGUCCCAUGAAAAUCAAGCCUCAAACCAACUCUCCUUCGGAAUUCUAAGAGCUUUAAUUCUACUUCUACAAUGGCUGCUGCUACAAUGGCUCUUUCUUCCUCUACCUUCGCCGGAAAGGCAGUAAAACUCACACCAUCUUCCUUUGAACUCACAGGAAAUGGGAGAUUCACCAUGAGAAAGACUGCUAGCAAGGCCAAGCCCGUCUCUUCUGGCAGCCCAUGGUAUGGUCCUGACCGUGUCAAGUACUUGGGCCCAUUCUCUGGUGAAGCCCCAAGCUACUUGACUGGUGAGUUCCCUGGUGAUUACGGGUGGGACACUGCAGGACUUUCAGCUGACCCAGAAACCUUCGCCAAAAACCGAGAGCUUGAGGUGAUCCACUGCAGAUGGGCCAUGCUUGGAGCUCUUGGUUGUGUCUUCCCUGAGCUCUUGGCACGUAAUGGUGUUAAGUUCGGUGAGGCUGUAUGGUUCAAGGCUGGAUCACAAAUUUUCAGUGAAGGUGGACUUGACUACUUGGGUAACCCAAGUUUGGUCCAUGCACAAAGCAUCUUGGCCAUUUGGGCUUGCCAAGUUGUCUUGAUGGGAGCUGUUGAGGGUUACCGUGUUGCUGGUGGACCUCUCGGUGAGGUUGUUGACCCACUUUACCCCGGUGGUAGCUUCGACCCCUUGGGCCUUGCUGAUGACCCAGAGGCUUUUGCUGAGCUCAAAGUAAAGGAGAUCAAGAACGGUAGACUAGCCAUGUUCUCCAUGUUUGGAUUCUUCGUUCAAGCUAUCGUAACCGGAAAGGGUCCAUUGGAGAAUCUUGCUGAUCACCUGGCCGACCCAGUUAACAACAACGCUUGGGCCUUUGCUACAAACUUCGUUCCCGGAAAGUGAAGUUCUUAAAAUUAAGUCACCUCUAGUUUGAUUGUUUGAUGGCCCUAGGCAGUAAAGCUAGCAAAUGUAAAUUACUUGGACUAUAUAUGAUUUUUUUUUUUUUUUGAUCUCCACUAAUUGUGUAGUUUCAUAUACUCCUAUAUAUUUUAGCUGUACUUUGUGCAACAUCUACAUCAGGCUAAACUUCCAGGUUGUAUGUACAUAUUUAUAUUUCAGAAUGGCAUAUCCAGUCAUAAGUCAUUACAAAUUAAAGUUUUAUCUUCAAUGUUAAGCUAUGUGACAUUGUUUUUAUAGGCAA
Lycium barbarum (goji berry) is the source of this 1174-nucleotide messenger RNA. Its product is annotated as chlorophyll a-b binding protein 3C, chloroplastic-like. The coding region runs from base 73 to 876 and encodes 267 amino acids. Gene Ontology annotation, cellular component: chloroplast envelope; plastoglobule; chloroplast thylakoid membrane. The transcript has a single exon. Lineage: Eukaryota; Viridiplantae; Streptophyta; Magnoliopsida; Solanales; Solanaceae. Gene Ontology annotation, biological process: photosynthesis, light harvesting in photosystem I; response to light stimulus. The record is from RefSeq and is a predicted model, not a curated record.